Platichthys flesus (European flounder) is the source of this 5697-nucleotide messenger RNA. It is a transcript of the gene ece2b, whose product is annotated as endothelin converting enzyme 2b. The record is from RefSeq and is a predicted model, not a curated record. Bases 185 to 2476 code for a protein of 763 amino acids. The transcript is spliced from 19 exons. NCBI's taxonomy places the organism in Eukaryota, Metazoa, Chordata, Actinopteri, Pleuronectiformes, Pleuronectidae. Gene Ontology annotation, molecular function: metalloendopeptidase activity. Gene Ontology annotation, cellular component: plasma membrane. Gene Ontology annotation, biological process: protein processing.
GAGAGAGAGAGAGAGAGAGAGAGAGAGAGAGAGAGGGAGACAGCGAGAGAGAGAGAGAGAGAGAGAGAGAGAGAGAGAUUGAGAGAGACAGAGAAGAAGAACAGACGGACGGACAGACAGCACCGGGGAGGAUGGGCAGGCAGAGCCGUCGGUAGCGCUCUGUUUUCAGAGACGCAGCUCCAGGAUGAGUGUAGCGCUGCAGGACCUCCGGAACACUAUGUCCAGCUAUAAGCGAGCUACAUUUGACGAGGACGAUGUGUCGGACACUCCAGCUGAGGCGGCCUCGUCUCCUGACAGAGUGGAGGUGGGUUUCAGGAAGACAGGCGUGGACGUCCUCAGCAGGAGGACACAGCUGGAGCUUCUUCUCUCUCUGCUCUUAUUGGCUGCUCUUCUUGCUCUGAUUGUAUGUUUGCUGCUGCUCGGCCUCGGACUCAGCUCAGACAGUGGGCGUGGCCUCUGCCUGUCGGAGGUGUGUGUCACAGUGGCCAGUCAGAUCGUGGAGGCGAUGGACCGCGCUGUGGACCCCUGUCAGGACUUCUACCAGUUCUCCUGUGGAGGUUGGAUGAGGAAGAACCCGCUGCCGGACGGACGCUCGCGCUGGUCGACCUUCAACAGCAUCACGGAGCAGAACCAGGCGCUGCUCAAGCACCUGCUGGAGAACGGGACGUUUAACAGCAGCAGCGAGGCGGAGAGGAAGACUCAGUCCUACUACUUGUCUUGUCUCAACACCGUGAGGAUCGAGGACCUGGGAGCUCAGCCUCUCAUCGACCUCAUCGCCAAGAUCGGGGGCUGGAACAUGACGGGUCCCUGGGAGAAGGAGAACUUCAUGGAGGUCCUGAAGGUGGUUUCUGGUCCAUACAGAGCUCUGCCUUUCUUCAGCGUUGGAGUCGGAGCCGAUCCCAAGAACUCCAACAGCAACGUCAUCCAAGUCGACCAAUCAGGGCUUUCCCUUCCAUCCAGGGACUAUUACCUCAACAAGACGGCCAAUGAGAAGGUGCUGGUGGCGUACCUGGAGUACAUGGUGGAGCUGGGGAUACUGCUGGGUGGGGAGAGGAGCUCCACCCACAUUCAGAUGCAGCAGAUUCUGGACUUUGAGACGGCGCUCGCCAACAUCACCGUCCCACAGGACCAGAAACGAGACGACGAGAAGAUGUACCACAAGGUGACCAUUGCGGAACUACAGGUCCUGGCGCCGGCGGUGGACUGGUUGGACUUCCUGUCCUCCGCUCUGUCCCCUCUGGAGCUGAACGACACUGAGCCGGUGGUCCUGAACACCAGAGAGUUUGUCCAGCAUGUGUCCGAGCUCAUCAACAAGACAGACCGCAGCGUGUUGAAUAAUUACAUGAUGUGGACGCUGGUUCAGAAGAGCGUGGCCAGUCUGGAUCAGCGCUUCGAGAACGCUCAGGACAAACUGCUGGAGAGUCUCUAUGGAACCAAGAAGUCCUGCACCCCCCGCUGGCAGACAUGUAUUGCGUAUACUGACGACAAUCUGGGCUUCGCAUUGGGAGCGCUCUUUGUUAAGGCGACGUUCGACAAACACAGCAAAGAGAUCGCUGAGGAGAUGAUCAACGAGAUACGAUCAGCGUUCAAGGACGCUCUGGACCGACUCAUCUGGAUGGACGACCAGACCAGACAAGCUGCAAAGGAAAAGGCAGAUGCGAUCUACGAUAUGAUCGGAUUCCCAGAGUUUAUCUUGGACCCAAAAGAGCUGGAUGACGUUUAUGAUGGGUACGAGGUGUCAGACGACAGCUUCUUCCAGAACAUGUUGAACUUCAACAACUUCUCAGCUCGAGUGAUGGCCGACCAGCUGAGGAAGACUCCCAACAAAGACCAGUGGAGUAUGACUCCUCCCACAGUGAAUGCCUACUACAUGUCCACUAAGAACGGCAUCGUCUUCCCUGCUGGGAUCCUCCAAGCUCCUUUCUACGCCCACGACCACCCUAAGGCACUGAACUUUGGAGGAAUCGGGGUAGUGAUGGGUCACGAGCUCACUCACGCCUUCGAUGAUCAGGGUCGCGAGUACAAUAAAGAAGGAAACUUGAGGCCGUGGUGGCAGAACUCGUCUGUGGAGGCGUUUCGUCAGAGGACGGAGUGCAUGGUGGAUCAGUACAGUCGCUACACCGUCAACGGAGAACACGUCAAUGGAAAACAGACGCUGGGAGAAAACAUCGCUGACAACGGAGGCCUGAAGGCUGCGUACCAUGCCUAUCAGUCGUGGGUCCUGAGAAACGGAGAAGAAAAAAGACUUCCUGCCGUCAACCUGACCAAUGACCAGCUCUUCUUUGUGGGAUUUGCUCAGGUGUGGUGCUCGGUUCGGACACCAGAGAGCGCUCACGAGGGCCUGGUGACUGACACCCACAGCCCCCCCAGAUACAGAGUCAUCGGGACGCUCGCCAACUCCCCGGACUUCAGCCACCACUUCAGCUGUCCCACCGGGACGCCCAUGAACCCCGGGACGCGCUGUGAGGUCUGGUAGACAGACUGAAGGGGGGGGGGGGGGUACCUGAGUUGAUCUUUAGAUCAUUAGGAGCGUUCCAGGUGUUAACUUCAGUUUCAUACAAAUAUUAGAAAACUGUUUAUUAGACGAUCAGACGGCCUUCCUGUCUGGAAGAUAAACGACUCAGUGGACUUCACAUGAAGAGACAAGGAGGACUGAUGAAGAUGAUGAAGAUGAAGGUCGACAAGGUUUCUGCUUCAUCACCAUUAUUAUUAUUAUUAUUAAUGGGCUUUGGUUUGUGUGUUUGAGUGUGUUGUCGUAUGAAAGGUCUUUGUGAUUCUCUCUGUCGCUCUCUGAUGACAUCACUGUUACAUCACAACUCAUCGAUCCACAAACUCGUGUCUCAGUCAGAAACUUGAUUUGAAACUUUAAGGUGUAAAAAUUCAAACCUCAUGUGAGAGUAACAGAAACAUGAUCCAGGUUGAUCCAGGUGUGAUCCAGAUGUGACACAGGAGUGGUCCAGGAGUGGUCCAGGAGUGAUCCAGGUGUGAUCCAGGAGUGAUCCAGGUGUGAUCCAGGUGUGACACAGGAGUGAUCCAGGUGUGAUCCAGGUGUGAUCGAGGUGUGAGACAGGUGUGAUCCAGAUGUGACACAGGAGUGGUCCAGGAGUGGUCCAGGAGUGAUCCAGGUGUGAGACAGGUGUGAUCCAGAUGUGACACAGGAGUGGUCCAGGAGUGGUCCAGGAGUGAUCCAGGUGUGAUCCAGCCCCGUGAAACAGUCAAAGUGAAACAGGAGUAAAGAAGACAUGUCAGCCUCUCAGCCGGACGCCAUGUGAUGAUAUAAAACAGAAUUCUUAAAAUGUAAAUGUUAGCAUCCAUGUUUAUGUUGCAAAGCAACAGUGUACUUACAACCGAAAUAACUGAAUGUCAAACACAGACGACUUUACAUCGUGAGCACGAGCUGAAGGUCGUUAACACGUCACUGGUUUAGCAGCGGAGGUCACAACCUGAAAACACGUAAACAUGCGCAUUAGCAUGUUGAGCUACAGACGCUGAUGUGUUGUGUGGACGUUAAGGAGACAUGUCUCAGUCUGAACGUGUCUGUUACUCACACAAUCAUCUGACGACAUCGAAAAGUACUCAACACUAAAAAUCACCAAUCAUUUACCAAACAUCUUCAGAAUAUUAGUUUGGCUUAUGAAAACCUUUCAGCUUCAAAUUAAAAUGUUUCAGCUUUUUCAAUACACAUUGUGUUUUCUUUAUAUAUUAUAGGGUUGAAAUAUAAUAACAUUUUACUGUACACUUUAUACAGGUAGUCUAAAUUUACAGCUGGAUCAGCUGAAUCUGUUGAUUAAAGGUUUGAGGUUUGAAAAUGUAUAUAUUCCGUGUUAAUCGUCGUUAAAAUCAAAUCUCAUAUUUAUUUUUGCCUUUAAUUCCAAUGAGAUCAUUAAAAAGUUGCAGUAUUUUAGAAUCUCAGUGUAGGUGAUGUCUGACUGUCUUAUAUGCUAGUGUUGUCAUGGUAACCAGCAAUUAUUGUGUUUGUGCCAACAACAGUGAGGAACAGGAAACAGCCUUACAAUUUUACACCGAGACGUGAAUUUGGAAAGUUGCCUUAAAAAUGUAAGAAAACGCCUUAAAAAAUGAGGGGACCUCUGCAGCUGAUGUGACCUGUGGCCAUGAAGGUCAAAUCAAGUCAGGAUCAUUUUUCAGUGUAACCUCAGCGUUUGACCGUGUGAUGUCAGAGCGACUGUGAGGCGUUCAGGUCGACCUGAGUCACACCUGAUUCACCAAAACAGUGGAACUUCAUUUUAUCUUACGUUGGAGGCUGGAAGUAAAAUUGAUUUGUUUUAUUUCUUUAUCUGAAUUUUUUUUUUUUUGAACAGACAAGUCAUGUGCCACAUCUGUCACGUGAUCAGAACCACAACAGGAAACAGCAGAACCUGUAAAAAACGAUUAUUCACUGAAAGAAAAGUGGAACAUCAGUUUAAAGUCCCUGAGCCUUCGGGAGCCAGGAUCCUUUAGUGUCGUUGUUCACUGCAGGUACCUGACUGGGACAGCAGGUGGAGCUAUUAGCCUGUUCACCUGAAUUUCUCCCACUGACACAAACUGAUUAUUCAGAUAUGGAGGGGUGUGUGUGUGAUUUGUUUUUUGUUUACUAGAAGAUGAAGCUGCUUCCUGCCAAAGAUGUGUGUGUGUGUUUUAUGUUGUGAGGUCAGAGGUCACAUGUUGAGUUUCUCUCUGUGUGGACGACAUCAUCAAACCCGACAUGAAACGUCCCAGAAACGUAACAACAACAGACCUGAGAUCUGUCUAUUUGGUGGUGUUUGUCAGUGGAAUUGCAGAACAACGCAGACACACAGCAGAAUCUACUCUGGUUAUUGGACCAAGGUCAAAGGUCAAGGUCCUGACACAGUUUCAUGUAAUAUGUUUGAAUGUGUGUGGGUGUGUGUGUGUGUGUGCUUCAGGGGUCAAAGUUGUAUAGUAAUGUAUGUGUAUAGUAGUCGACUGUAGAUCUGAUGUAGAUUAAACUCUUCGUCUCCACCUCUGUCCUUUGGGAGACGGCAUCGCUCUGCUUGUCCAAUCAGAGAGCAGCUCUUGUCGGAGGCAGAUGUUUCACAGAUGAUUACGGACGCUUUAGAAACAUGCGAAACAAGAGAAGUGAUUCACAACAUCUGCUUGUAUCUGUUGUCUGCUGCCCUUCAAAAUAAAAUAUAUUUCGUCUGCUGCCAUUUAAAGAAAGGUUUUGUCAUCUGCUGCCUUUCAAAAUAAAAGAUUUGAAGUCUACUGCCCUACAAAAUAAAGGUUCUAUCAACCGCUGUCCUUCAAAUCGUCUACUGCUCUUCAAAAUAAGAGAUCUGCCUUCUGAUGCCCUUCAAAAUAAAUGAUCUUUCGUCCGCUGCCCUCCAAGUUAGAAGUUAUUUAAUUUGCACCCCCUUCAAAGUAAGAAAUCUGUCAUCUGCUGCUCUUCAAAAUAUUAGAUCUUUCUUCAAAAUAAAAGAUCUGUUGUCUACUAUCCUUUAAAAUACAAGAUAUGUUGACUGCUUACAUUAAAAAUUCAACUUCUGUCCUCUGCAUCCUUCAAAAUAAAAGAUUUGUGGUCUUCUGCCCAUCAAAAUAAAAGCUCUGCCGUCAACUCCCCUUCAAAAAAUAAGAUUUGUAGUCUGCUUCUUUUCAAAAUAAGAGUUCUGUCCUCUUCUGCCCUUUAUAAUGUAAAUAUCUGUAGUCUGCUGCCUUUCAAAAUAAAAGAUCUGUACACAUACA